GAAACCUUCUCGACAAUCCAUUCCGCCCUCUACAAUCACCAAGUAGUAGUCUUCAAAAACCAACACCACCUCUCCCCAAGAGCCCAGUACCUCCUCACCCAACGCUUCGACCCCUCCUCCACCCAAUACGGACACGGCAAAACAAUUGAUGCAAAGCGAAGCAUCCUGCACCCAGACCUAAAGACCGUACCACAUCAGCCGCAAGUCCAAAUCAUCGGCCAUGGCUCCAUCGACUCCUACGAAGGUCUAUCCAACUUCCAAUUGAAACACCCACAUCACAAGACCUUCCACCGCGAUGUGAUUCCCCCGGAAGAGGAUUAUGAUUUCACCCGGUUCUACAGAUGGCAUAUCGAUGCUGCGCUGUAUGAGUAUUAUCCCCCGAAGGUAACGACGUUACUUGCGGUGAAGGUCCCGAAGGGUCGACGACAGACACUCCGGUAUGAUGACGAAUCAAAUGAGACGAUGGAUGUGCCCCUCGGAACGACAGCCUUUGUCACUGGGGAGCGGAUGUUUGAGAUGUUGUCCGAUGAGGACAAGGAGUUUGUGUUGGGGAGCAAAGUUGAAUAUGCACCUCACCCAUACAUCUGGAUGAGCCCCGCGCGCUCCCUCCCGACAGGACUCGGCCUCUACUCCGAAGGCCUCGAACUACCUGAAUCCGAACUCCCGCCCAUCGACCAAUCAAAGAUCAUGAUCCUGCCCAUGGUCUGGAAGAACCCGGUUACAGGGAAACCCGCGCUGCAGAUCCACCCCUCCGCUGUGCGGAAGAUCCACCAGAAAGACGGCAGCGUGAUUGAUGAUCUCGCCCGUGUCCGGGAAAUCGUCUACCGGUUGCAGCGUCCGGGUAUCAGCCCGAAACAUGUGUACGCGCAUGACUGGGAAGAGGGGGACCUGGUCUUGUUCCAUAACCGAGGCGUGUUGCAUUCCGUGGUGGGGGCAUUUGGGGAUGAUGAGGUGAGACUGUUUCGACAGUGUAAUCUGGCGGCCGGGGAGGCGCCGGUUGGGAUGAGGGAUUGA
Messenger RNA from Aspergillus bombycis, 1014 nucleotides. Its product is annotated as TauD/TfdA family dioxygenase. The annotation marks the transcript as partial. Gene Ontology annotation, molecular function: oxidoreductase activity. The record is from RefSeq and is a predicted model, not a curated record. Lineage: Eukaryota; Fungi; Ascomycota; Eurotiomycetes; Eurotiales; Aspergillaceae. The transcript has 2 exons.